AGUCCGCGAGCACAUUCAUGGCUUACAGUUGCCAUAACCUGUGCUUAGUCACUCUAACAGGGGAAAAGAGGAAAUGAAAUGGAAAGUCAUGUCUCCAACCAAUACCGUAAGAUGAGAGAGAGAAAAAAAAUCCAGCUCUCUUUCUCUCUCCUCUCCUCUCCAUUGUCGUUGUGAACCAGAAAAUCUCUCUCUCUCUCUCUCUCUCUCUCUCUCUCUCCUGAGCACGGCGCACUAUUUUAGCCCACCAUCUCUCACAAACGGGAGGUAUCUUAAGCUCCAAUCCAUUGCUUGCGCGCGCACUGCACCUUGCUUAGAACUUACUUGAUCGCUGCCUCACCUUACCUCUGCCUCUCCCAAGAGUGUGCAGUUCUUGCCUUCUUGGUACGCACGCUUCCCCAUAUAUACCGGGCCAUACAUAUAGCUAGCCAGCAGCCAUCGAUCGAGGAAGCAUCCACCGAUCGCCAUUGCAACGAUAAUCACCGACGUUGCCCCGUCUUUUGUCGCCGUCGUCGGAGUAGGGGAAAGGGGAUGGGACGGCUCUCCUGCGGCGGCGUGCAGCCCAAGCUCCGCAAGGGGCUGUGGUCUCCCGAGGAAGACGAGAAGCUGUACAAUCACAUCAUCCGACACGGCGUCGGGUGCUGGAGCUCUGUCCCCAAGCUCGCAGGGCUGCAGCGGUGCGGCAAGAGCUGCCGCCUGCGGUGGAUCAACUACCUCCGCCCUGACCUGAAGCGCGGCAGCUUCUCGCAGCAGGAGGAGGACCUCAUCGUCGCGCUUCACGAGAUCCUAGGGAACAGGUGGUCGCAGAUCGCGUCGCACUUGCCGGGGCGGACGGACAACGAGAUCAAGAACUUCUGGAACAGCUGCCUCAAGAAGAAGCUCCGGCUGCGGGGCAUCGACCCGAGCACGCACAAGCCCAUCGACGCCGGUGCCGCGGCGGCGCCCGCGGCAUUGACGGACGCUCGAGAUCAGGACCAUAAGCCCGCCGCCGCUGACGGCGACAGCCUCCCUCAGAAGCAGCCGGCCGUGUUCGACCCGUUCCCGGUGACCGACUUCGGCGGUGGCUUCGACUUGGGCGUGGCCAACGUGGCGGCAUUGUACGGCCAGUACGACGUCGGCAAGGCCUCGGAGGCUGGGUUCGUCGCCGACUACAGCAGCGUGCUGGACGUGUCGGAGAACCUGGGCUACGGGGAGAGCUCGAGCAACAGCAGCAACUGGAACUGCGCCGAGAUGAGCAAUGUGCUCGACAGCGAGGUGCUGCACUGGGCCUCAGGCGGCGGCGCGAAGGCGGAGCCCUUCACGGAGAUGGAGCAGCAGCACAGCGGCUACGGCGGAGAAGUGCGGGUGGAAGACGACGCGUUGGAGCACAAGUUCUCGCUGCCCUGCCAAGAACAGAGCCUGACGCAUUUCGACUUCAACUUGGAAUACUUCUGAUCUUUUUUUCCCUUUCACUUUUGCCUUCCCGAAUUAUCUAUUCCCGUAUGUUUUUCACACGAGAGGAAGAACCAUGGCUAGAUUAGGGAUUGUACGUAGUAACCGAAAUGUUAGUACUUUUCUCUAGUCCCCAAUACACUUUUUUUUUUACCCUUUUCUGUAUACUGCUUCUGUUUCGUCAGAAGAGCAGACAGUACAUACAUACGAGAAUAUUGUGUACUAUAAAGUUUUUUUUUGUAAAGAAUAAACCUGCAGUUAUGCCUUGUGACACUAA
Molecule: messenger RNA, 1705 nt
Organism: Phragmites australis (common reed)
Lineage: Eukaryota; Viridiplantae; Streptophyta; Magnoliopsida; Poales; Poaceae
Product: myb-related protein Hv33-like
Exons: 3
Coding region: 529-1431 (300 amino acids)
Biological process (GO): regulation of stomatal movement
Source: RefSeq, a predicted model, not a curated record